AUUAGUCUCGCAAUGCAUUGUGGGAAUGGACGACUAUAACAACCGUCCAAACAAUAUAUGGCGCCUGGCCCGUACAUUAAUUUUUCUUCGCCCAUCAUAUCAACAGUCAAACAUCUAUUACGACUCUGCAGAUGAAUUAAAUGGAAUAGGAGAGGUAACUGAAUGGAUUGAGCAAUGGAGACAUCAAGAACCAAGCUGAGGAGAGAAGUGAGGGAGAAGAGGCUAGCGUACUUUGAGAAUCAGGGCUCAAGUUCUCAUCCACCCAAACUUCAAGAGGAAGCAGUUUACCGAGCCAAGAGCCCGUCAAAGAAUCCUUACAAAGAUAAAACAAAAAUAGGGAGGGAUAAAAAAGAUAGAAGUACACACAUUUACAGACAACAAAUAACUCACGAUAAUGGAAGAGAUGACAGAUUAACAGCAAGUGGAUUGAGUGUUAGGAGUGGCCGUCCAUCUUCUGCACGAUCAGGUGUCCCCAGACAAGGUCUCCGAUAUCCUCCAGGUCCUUCGGGCGAUGACUGCGCAAAUGUGACGCCUCUUAGACGAAAGAAGAACAGACCAUCAAGUGCGGUUCCCUCUGCCCAUGGCGACCAAUACAGGUUAGACAUUGCAGACAGUGCAAGGCUUACUGGAUCUAAUUUGAGGCCUUCUAGCGCCAAAGCGGGUGCCAGACCCAAGAGGCCUCAGAGGGAUCCAACUACUGACCACGCUGUCCAGAGACCAUCAACAGCCAGUGCGUACAGAAGUGAUAAUGAGAAUGCAAGGAGACAGUCUGAAUUUGCGGAUUUUAGGAAAGAAACCCAUGUGAGCUCACAUUAUGCUAAGAAAGAAACAUCUGGGAGUAAGAGUAGGCUUAGUGACCGUGAAUUGCAAGACUUCUUUAGAUUACGUGAAAUUCGGCAACAGUCUGGCAACGACCUGUCCCCAUCUUCUAGUGAAGGUGGACAAGAUGCAGGAGGGCCCAGGACGUACAAUUUCUUUAGGAAUGAAGCGAAGAGCCAUCAAGUAGUACCAGAGAGCAGACCCUACAGGGAUGAUCCAUAUGGAUCGAGGAGUAAGGCCAGCCUGGAGAAUGGCAUAUCAAGGCGUGUCCGGUCACAGUUGGGUUCAAAGGUCGAAAGCGAGGCACUACAGGCAUCCGAGUUUCACAGUGCGUACUCGGCAGAGAACAUGCUCCAGUCCUUGCUUGGUAGCCGCAAGGUCAAAGCCAAACUGCACGACGAACUCCUGUCAUCCUUUCUGGAAAAUGAUGGCUAUGAGUCGAUACUCACUCGUAAAAGGAAUAGUUCUAGACCAAGAGAUCAGAUACUGAACCGGGGAGGACCAGACCUUAAUGGAAACGAGGUGGAGAUGGACAGUGCUCUGUUGAAGUUCCACCACACAACAUCAGUAGAAUUGGACAAUGAACAUGAAGAAUGCACCGAUGAAACGGAACAAGAGAAGGCAUUGUCUUCAAUUCCAUCAGCAUCAGAUGAUGUCUCUGCUUACUGGGCAACCCAGCAGGAGAAACAGGAAAAUGUUAGGGUAGAGUCAAUUCCUACUGAUGGGAGGCUUGAUGGUGAUGGUUCUGUAGCCGGAAACAAGGAUGAAGGGGAAGAGAGCGGGGUAGAGAUGGACGAUCUAAAUUUUGAUGUUGGUGCCUUGUGCAAUGCUGCCAAGCAAGGAGAUGACAUACUGAGGCAAUACAUCCAGGGAUUGACCGAGAAGGUCAAGGCCAAGAAAGGCAAAGAGAGUAAUCCCAGCGAAACUGUUCUCGGAGAGGGUUCUACAAGAAGUUCUGGAAAGAUUGAUUCUCUGUUUGCUCCAAAGAUGCCUGAGAGAAAGUUUGAUGAGAAAACGGCGGCUGCUUCUGUACAUGAAAAAGUGGCAGUACCUCCAGCUGAGCAGAGUUAUUUGGCUUUGUAUAGUGAGAGUGACUAUAUGAGGAAGAAAGAAGUAGAACCCAUAUUUGUUGAGGACAAGGUAAACUUACAGAAUGCUUCAACGAAUGGAAUAGUGGAGAUGGACCAUGACCAUCCGCCCUCCCCAAAGCAUGCUCCAUACAAAAAUCAUUUUGGUUCUGCCAAAGAUUCUAUUGGAUAUAGAGACACAGAACCAUCAGUCAGUUUUGAAGCAAUAAUUGAUUAUCAAAAAGACAAUGUGAGUCUAGAAGAUAAGGAAACAGAAUUUGAUCAGAGAGUAUUUAAUGUUCAAGAGAGCUUUCAAGAUGACAAUGCAAGUGUUGUCAGCAAGGUCAAAGAACCAGCCGUAACUGCCGAUCUUUUAGAAAAACUUGGACUGUUUGAUAACAACGAUUCAUCAUUCACAAAUCCUCUGAGAAGUCAGCUUGAAGGAUCUUCUGAUCUGUUGAGUCAUGGUGCCGAUUCUUCAACCGAUGAUGCUGGCUUCAAGCUGGUCAAUGGAACCCUGGAUGAUUCGGAUCUUGGUCUUGAAACUUUCCGUCUGGACAGUCGGAUCGUUUUGCCACUGGAGGAAGUGAGAGACUACACUUACAGCAAGGUGGGUGUUCUGACAACCAGCCAUGUAGACUCUGCAGAUCUGAUUGAAGAAAUAUUGGAUAUGCCCACAGCUUCAAGACCUGCAAGAGCUGAAGCCGAACCAUUAAGGAGAACCUAUGAUAUGACUGAAGAGCCAACCAAAGGUGAUAUUGCAGAUCCCAACGUCAAUACUCCGUUCCAUUCCCAAAUUCAGCGCUCCAAGUACGGUGUCUCAUUUGUCUUUGAUCCUCAAGACACAGGACAUGAUUUAAGUGGCGCCAACGCAUACAGUGCAUUUGUACCACAACCUAAUCAAGGUCCAGGAAAUUCCAAGCAUGGUAUUGCUUUUGAAGUGGACUUGGCAUCAGCCAGGAAGCAACCCAAACCGCCUCCAUCCUCGAAGCCAAGCAACACUAGGUUGAUGACACCCAGUAGGGGUUCUCCAAAGCUGAGUCGGAGCUCUCCACAGAAAUCGAGACCCAGGAAGAGUCCUAGGACUCCAGAUGCCCACAGAUAUGAAGUCAGGAACUACCACGAGAAGGACAGAAGAAUGAGGAAGCUUUCCUCACCUAGAGCUAUAGCGUCACCAGUCGGCAAUCUAGCAUCUGAGUCCUCCUCGACUGGUGACAACCAAUCAUCUCUGAGACUGAGCUUACCGUCCAACAUGGAUACUGAUAGACCAGGUGCUGAAGGAAUCGUCCACCUUGGCGACAGUCUUGGUGAUAGUCUUUUAGAUGUUGAAGUUGGAGCCCCAUUUAAUCACUCGCCCAGGCGUGAAGCACCCUUGGAAGAUGUGAAUGAAGUCCUGGACAGAAUUUCAAACUUCAACCCUCCAGGAGCGUCAAGAAGUGUGGCCUUCGAAAGCCAAGACACUGUGAGUGAUACCAUUGGGCAGAAUGGAGUAAACUUCACGGUGCGUCAAGACGGUAGAGACCCUCAAGAGCAGAGACAGGAUAUCCACAAGGCAAGCAAACCCCGACCAAGCAGUGCAAACCCCAAGAGAACUGCCACCAAGAAACCAGGUAGCAAUCGCCCCACCAGCGCCCAUUCCAAGAUGUACUCGUCCCCAGACAAGAGCUACGACAGGAAGUGGCCUCAGUCCAGCAUGGCAUGGAUGACUCAACAUAAACUCACUUCAAGUCUUCUUGCAGGUGACCAAUCCCCCAAUGACCUUUCAGCCUCAGGGUCAAAGGUCAAGAUUAGCCAGUCAAGGGUCAACAGAGAGUUUGCUGGAAAGAGCAAGCCUCCGGUCGCAGUUCAGAUGUCCAAGAGGGAUGGCGAGUUUGUCAGAGUCAGGUCAUCUAAGCUAUUUGAUGGAACUGUAUCACGAGUGCUCGACGGAAGAGGAUCUGUUGGCGUACCUCCUUUAACUUUACAACUCAUUCAAGAUAGUCCUAGAGGUUCAGAAUCUCUGUCCAUUUGGCAGCUGCUCCCUGAUGAGAUUCUUCUACACAUCUUCUCCUAUCUUCCACAACACAAGCUAGUCAUGUGUGCUCUAACAUGCCAACGCUUCCAUAGGAUUGCAAUGGAUGACUCUCUGUGGCGAACCAUUAGAUUGGAGAACAGAGAUUUGACGGACUUCUAUCUGACUUACAUAGGAGAGAAGCACCCGGUCAGCCUGACGCUUCAUAAGUGCCGUGGUAAUCUCGUCACAGAGAAUGGAUUGCGCAAUCUCUUUAGGUCAUGUGCUGAUUCAUUACAGGAGCUGAACGUUACAGGUUGCUCCAAGGGUGAGCUCCAGGGAGACUCCAUCCUGCUCCAUGUCUCCAGAUGCUUCAACCUGAUCUCCUUGGAUACCAGCUGGUGUGCUGUCACUGACAACGGUCUCUCUGCUAUCCUGGAUGGAUGCCCAAGAUUGGAGACUAUUUGCUUGAAUGGAUGUCAAUCUGUAUCGGAUCAGUGCCUUCGUCAAAUCGUUAACAAAUAUGGAUCUAAUCUGGAGGUAUUGGAGUUGUGCGGAUGUUUCAAUCUCUCUCCUCAAACUCUGACACAUCUUGCUGACACAAGCAGCCAUCUUAGGACUCUUAAUAUCGCCCAGUGCUACAAGAUCACCGAUGAGUGCGUAGCUUCAGUCGCGCCCAAGUUCCAAUCCCUACAACACUGGCAUCUCAAGGGCUGCAAGGAGCUCAGAGACUCUGCUGUCAAGAAGAUCGCCAGGCACUGCAAGAAGCUCAGAACCCUGUCCAUUGCAUCAUGUCCACAUGUCACUGAUGUCUCCUUGAUCGAGAUCGCUACGUACCUGAACAGUAUAAGGAGCCUGGAUGCUUCUGGUUGUCGUAAGAUCGGGAACGAAGGGAUGCGUUGCCUAGCAACAUGCUGUCCAUACUUGGAGAAGGUUGGACUAAGCUCUACAUCAGUCACGCACAAGAGUGUGUCCUCCUUAGCCAGUUAUGCCAGUCAAACCCUCAUGGAGCUGAAGCUGAAUUGCUGUAGAGAGAUCACAGAGGCAAGCAUAAUACGACUACUCAAGCAUUGCAAGAAGCUCAAGACUCUUCAUCUGUAUGGAGUCAAAGGUCUGAGGAACCUGGGUAUACUCAAGGUACAGUACCCAUGCAUAGAGUACCUAGAGAAGGUGAGGGCCCCUUAGUUACAUCUUAAAGCACUGCGUGUGUAUUUGGUUUUUACAGACGUGUAUCAAGCAGGUAUGAUUAUUUACGUCUGGGGACCGACCUUUAACGUCACCAUCCGAAAGACGUGACUCAGUUUCGAACCAGGGUUGCCUGAGCCAGUUUGUAGGGGAAGAUAGAGAGCUGACCAACUCACACCUCCGUAAAGCACCUCAAUGGUCAGAAAUACAUGAACUCUGUUAGCCACUAUUAACUAGAGAAGGUGAGACUGAUUCAAGUCACAUCAUCAAGUAUCUUUUGAGCUACCCGUAACUACAAAGAGUCAUUAGUUAUUCUUUAUCAACCACUCCAUUGAUAAUGUACCCAAAGUUGUAUGACUUAGAAAUGAAAGGAUACUGAAAGUACUAUAUCCUUUCAAAGAAUACCUGAAAACCCCUAAAAGUCAUAGAGACUUGGGCACUUCACCUAGCUCUGCGGUAUCCUCAUUCAUCCAGUACCUUGGUGGCCAAAAGUUUCAUGUUAGCAAACAGUACUUAAAUUCACUUAGUAUGUCUGUUUUUUUUUUGCUACUCUUCAAUUUUGUAGCACCAAUCAUCUCUUUGGAAAUGUCUUUGUUAGGCUAAUCAUUCCAUUUGUAAUGCAUGGUGGAUCAAUUAGUUUGCGAUCAAAUGUUUACUAAAAAAUGCAGACUUACAUACAUGUACAGGUUGACAAUUUCCUGAUGCACCUUGAUAAUACUCAAUUUUCCUGCCAAAAGAUAUUUAGGAGCCUGUAAAUAUAGAGAUAAUAUACUACAGUUUACUUUUUUGUAACAUUUACCAUUUUGUUAAUGACAGUUUUUCUAUUUACACUUUUUGAUGAAUGGAAAUGUAUUUUUUAAAGUUCAAUGUAUAUGAUCAUUAUAAUGAAAAAACUUUAUAAAUAUAUUGUAUACACAACAAGGAUGUUUUUAUAUCAAUUUAAUUGUAUGCAGUAUAUAUCUGUAUGUGUAGUUUAAAAGGGAAAUAAAACCUUAUUAGCAAGUUCUCUGAAAGAAAGAAGUAAAAUGAAAGAUAAAGGCUGGUGAUAGUUUGAAUGAAGUUAAACAGUCAAGCAUUUAACAAAUCUCUGAGUUUUCUGAAGUUGUAAUCACUAUACAAGAUUUCAAAUGGAUGAGACUGGUACCACUCUGAUGUAAAAAUGUCUAUUUGUUCCCAUUUAAAAUAUGAUUAGAAUGUCAAUUUUGUUUGUAUAUUUUACUUAGUAUGAAUUUUUUUUCUCAUUUUGAAGAUGUUCUCUGUGAUAUACUUUGAAUAAUGCCCCGAGGGAAAAGACAUUUAGGAGUUAACAAGAAAGCUAAUGAUAUU
Molecule: messenger RNA, 6387 nt
Organism: Strongylocentrotus purpuratus (purple sea urchin)
Lineage: Eukaryota; Metazoa; Echinodermata; Echinoidea; Camarodonta; Strongylocentrotidae
Exons: 12
Coding region: 175-5061 (1628 amino acids)
Biological process (GO): SCF-dependent proteasomal ubiquitin-dependent protein catabolic process
Cellular component (GO): SCF ubiquitin ligase complex
Molecular function (GO): protein binding
Source: RefSeq, a predicted model, not a curated record